AUGGCUGCAAUAUCGAAUUUUGAAAUAUUACCCGAAGAAAUUACAUUACAUGUAUUUCAAUAUCUUAGUUGUGCCGAUAUUAUCUAUGGUUUUUAUAAUCUGAAUACUCGUUUCAAUUCGACAAUAACCUAUUUUUGUCAUUCUAUGAAUCUUAUUGGUGUAACAUAUAAACAAUUUGAUUGUAUUUUAUCGAAUAUUUUACCUCAAAUAAGCUCCAAUAUUCGAUCAUUUGUGGUUAAUGGAAAUUGGGCUAGUUUCAUAUCGAAUAAAUUACAUGCAACACGCUUUGAGUUGACUUUAUCGUCGAUGUUUCCAAAUUUGUAUUCGUUGAUACUUGAAUGUUUCAUUGAUACAGAUCUAAUCAUAUUUCUUAAAGAAAUAAGAGAUCUCAAGUAUCUUGUAAAACUUGAUAUAAAACGUCUCACAGGUCGAUGUUCAAGUGAAUUAUUGAAAAAUAUUUUGACUGCGAAUAAUGGUCGGCUCAAAUCUGUAUUGUUCGAUCAGGAUUCCAUCUUUUUAAGUUUGAAGACAAAUGAUAAAAACAUUAUAUGUUCGAACAUUGAAGAAUUGACACUCAACUUGAUUGAUUGCGAUAUGUUAGGAGACCUAUUCAAACUUAUACCAAAUGUGCACCGUUUACGUAUAAGUUUCGGACAAUCACCUGGCAUUUCAACAACAACAUUAAUGAAUGUGUCACCACUUAUUCAAUUGAAAGAUUUUGAAUUACAUUCGUAUGGUAUGUUUUGGGAAUUUAGCAACAUUGUCGAUAUAUUGUCUAAAAUGCCAUCUUUACAUAGAUUAACACUUGAUCUAUAUACAGAUGAUGAACGUCUUGUUAAUGGACAAAACCUUGUCAUUAUUCUACCAUUAUCUCUCGUCGAAAUUCAAUUGUUCAUUCUUUAUUACUUCUCGGAAUCACCUAUCAAAACUGAUAGUUUGCUUGCUACAUGGCCGAAACAUAUUCCAGUAUCAUGCUGGUUAAAUGAACCCGAUCAAUAUACUAUUAUUCAUACAAUACCUUAUAAUGUGCAUUCAAUAUUGAUACCAACAGCAAUAGGAGGCUGGGCUUCGAGUGCUCAUGAAUCCUAUUUGAAAAAUUCUUCGAUCUACACUAUAAAAGCAAUUGCAAAUUCGACUAUUGAAUCUUCGAAAUCUUCAGCUGAAGCAUUUGGUGUUAAUAAAUACUAUGCAACAUCAGAAGAAUUAGCACAAGAUCCAGACAUUGAUACUGUCGUUGUAUCUGUUAAAGUUCCGCUACAUAAAUCUCUCAUCAUGCCUACUCUCUUACAAGGCAAAAAUGCUAUCGUUGAAUGGCCUCUUGGACGAAAUCUUCAAGAAGCAGAGGAACUUACUCAAUUGGCUCGUUCAAAAGGUGUAAAAACAAUGGUAGGACUACAAGGACGUCAGUCUUCUGUUGUCAAGAAGAUGAAAGAGAUAAUUAGUUCUGGAAAGCUUGGCAAAAUAUUGUCUACACAUCUGUAUGCAGGAGGUAUAGCUUGGGGUGCUGCAGUAAAUGAAGGCAAUGCAUAUCUCGCUGACAUUGAAAAUGGAGCAAACAUGAUUACUAUACUUGGUGGCCAUUUAUUAGAUGCUAUGUGCUAUAUCUUGGGAGAAUUUGAAUCACUUACCGCAACAACUCAUAACGCAAGAAAGACUAUCGAACUUCGGGAUGAAAAAGGAAACAAAAUUCGUGAUAUACCACUCACAUCUCAUGAUCAGAUGAGUGUCAGUGGAGUCUUGACUUCCGGUGCAUAUGCAUCAGCUCAUUUACGUGGUGGAUCAUACAAAGGUACGAAUUUAUUGUGGGAAGUUGAAGGUACUCAUGGUGAAUUACAAGUUAGAGGACCAAAUGGACACCUGCAACUCUCUUUCCCAACACUUUACGCAAGCUUCGAUGGCGAAGAUAUGAUAGAAAUUGCAGUACAUGAUGAACAAGGUACUCAUAUCAACGUUGGAAGAGCAUAUGACGAUGUAUUUGAUAAUCUCUGUUGGCCACAAACUCGUGCCAAUCAUUUAAUUACUAUUUCAUGUUCAUCAUUGGCUAUGCCAGGAGUUGACGAAAGAAAAUUUGUCACUCGAGAUUGCCUUUCAACAGGAGAAUGGUCAUCUGUUUCAUAUGAAUCCUGUAUUUAUCCGGAUAUAUGGGAUUCAGUGAAGAAAUUUUAUAUGAUAAGAGUAGUUCAACUAAGAAAACCUUAUACGGAUAUUUUUCAAGCAGUGCGUAUUAUUGAAUUAAUUGGGUUAUCAGUAUCAUUUAUCAGUAUACUUGUUUCGUUUAUAAUCUUUUUUAAUUUGAAAAAUAGAUCUCAUUACUAUAGUCAUACAAAAAUUCAUUUUAAUCUUUUAUUAACAAUACUUAUUCAAGUAAUCGCUCGAAUAAUUAAUUACGGAAUUCAAGUGAAAAAAUCUAAAAGUUCUUCACAAAUAGAAUCAAUACAAUGUAGUGUUGAUGAAAGUAUUCAUAUUCAUGAAACUCCAUCUAUAUUGAAAAAUAUGUGUCCACUAAUACUCAUAUUUUCACAACUUAGUAUAACAUCUAUGUUUAUGUGGAUGCUUUCUGAAGCUAUUUAUUUAAAUAAUGUAAUAACAUUUCGUCCAUAUUACAAGAGUUCUACAACAUCAUAUUUUUAUAUACUUGGAUGGUUUGUACCAUUUUGUAUAACAUUAGGUUGGAGUAUGAUUAUGUUUAUUAAACAACAUGGUAAAAAACUUAAAUGUUGGGAAAAUUAUCAACAUCUUAAAUAUUUUCGGAUGAUUGAUGGGCCUCGCUAUGUAGUAAUGAUUAUAAAUUUUAUUGUCUUAUUGAAUGUAAUACGAAAUCUGUUUCUUAAAACUCGAUACGAUUCAGAGAUACAAAUACGUGAUGCGGAACAUCGUCGAAGCUCUAUGAAUACAAAAUUUGUUAGAAAAGCAAUAAAACCAGCUAUUUUUCUAUCAUUUUUAUUGAGUAUUACACAUAUACUUAACAUAUUUGUAUCACCAGGUAAAAAUUACUGA
Messenger RNA from Rotaria sp. Silwood1, 2997 nucleotides. The record is from the annotation of a GenBank genome assembly. Lineage: Eukaryota; Metazoa; Rotifera; Eurotatoria; Philodinida; Philodinidae.